Molecule: messenger RNA, 1458 nt
Organism: Microtus ochrogaster (prairie vole)
Lineage: Eukaryota; Metazoa; Chordata; Mammalia; Rodentia; Cricetidae
Gene: Dlx6
Product: distal-less homeobox 6
Biological process (GO): regulation of transcription by RNA polymerase II; cell differentiation; embryo development
Molecular function (GO): RNA polymerase II cis-regulatory region sequence-specific DNA binding; DNA-binding transcription factor activity, RNA polymerase II-specific
Source: RefSeq, a predicted model, not a curated record
CAACUUUCGCAGAAUCCACCUUAAAAUCUCUGCCUUAAACUGCACCAGCCCCCAAAAUAUCCAAGGGGGGAAAGAAAGGGGGGGAGAAGAGAGCAGAUUCCCCCCUCCCCCCUCCUCUCCCAUCCCUCCCCCUUCCUCCUCCCUUUGGGUUAACAAGGCCCUGCUCACUAUAUCUCUUUAUAUUAAAUAUAUAUAUAUUAGAGAAGAGCAAGGAAGAGAAUCACCUCCGCCCCCUCCUUUUUAAAUUUUUUUUAAAUUUUUUUUUUUUUGCAAGGAUUCCGAGAGCUAAGGUGGCUGCAAAGGGGAGAGCGGCGCGAGCCAAGUGGGGGAGGGUGGAGGAAACCCGGGAGAAGGCUUUCUCCAGCCCCCAAAGUUUUGAUGAUGACCAUGACUACGAUGGCUGACGGCUUGGAAGGCCAGGACUCGUCCAAAUCCGCCUUCAUGGAGUUCGGACAGCAGCAGCAGCAGCAGCAGCAGCAACAGCAGCAGCAGCAACAGCAGCAGCAACAGCAGCAGCCGCCGCCGCCGCCACCGCCGCCACCGCCGCAGCCGCACUCGCAGCAGACCUCCCCGGCCAUGGCAGGCGCGCAUUACCCUCUGCACUGCUUGCACUCGGCCGCGGCGGCGGCGGCGGCGGCCGGCUCCCAUCAUCACCACCACCAGCACCACCACCACGGCUCGCCCUACGCGUCGGGCGGAGGCAACUCCUACAACCACCGAUCUCUCGCCGCCUACCCCUACAUGAGCCACUCGCAGCACAGCCCUUACCUCCAGUCCUACCACAACAGCAGCGCGGCCGCCCAGACGCGCGGGGACGACACAGAUCAACAAAAAACUACAGUGAUUGAAAACGGGGAAAUCAGGUUCAACGGAAAGGGGAAAAAGAUUCGGAAGCCUCGGACCAUUUAUUCCAGCCUGCAGCUCCAGGCUUUAAACCAUCGCUUCCAGCAGACUCAAUACCUGGCCCUUCCCGAGAGAGCCGAACUGGCAGCUUCCUUAGGACUGACACAAACACAGGUGAAGAUAUGGUUUCAGAAUAAACGCUCUAAGUUUAAGAAAUUGCUGAAGCAGGGCAGUAACCCCCAUGAGAGCGACCCUCUCCCAGGUUCAGCAGCCCUGUCACCUCGCUCACCAGCACUUCCUCCAGUGUGGGACGUUUCUGCCUCCACCAAGGGCGUUAGUAUGCCCCCCAACAGCUACAUGCCUGGCUACUCACCCUGGUAUUCCUCACCACACCAGGACACCAUGCAGAGACCACAAAUGAUGUGACUUGCUGAGUGGAUGGCCUCCGGGACUUCCCAGAGAAGCUCUGAGAACCCAGGACUCACCUGCAUCUGCCAAACAGCCUAAGCGACAAGCUCAGAGGAACUGUCCCUGGGAUCUGGGAUCUGGGUCUCUUCUCUCUUCUCUCUCUUUCUCUCUUUCUCUCUCUCUCUCUCUCUCUCUCUCUCUCUCUCU